Molecule: messenger RNA, 1119 nt
Organism: Verticillium dahliae VdLs.17
Lineage: Eukaryota; Fungi; Ascomycota; Sordariomycetes; Glomerellales; Plectosphaerellaceae
Exons: 5
Coding region: 1-1119 (372 amino acids)
Molecular function (GO): protein binding
Source: RefSeq, a predicted model, not a curated record
AUGGACCCUCUCUCCAUCGCGGCAAGCGUCACUGGUAUCUUGGCAUUUGCCGCAUCUACAGCGCGCGGCUUGCACUCGCUAGUCAUGGAGAUACGCGAUGCGCCCGAGGAUAUUUCGGCCGUCGGACGCGAUGUGCAGUCUCUCGUAGCGGUCCUGGCGUCGGCGCAGGAGACGUGCACGAAGUACGAUAUUUGUCGCGAAGACAAAGCACUCGCCGUCGCGUUGGGAGACUACCUCGACAUGUGCCAGGAAGCUAUGCAGGGAAUGCACAUCUUGCUCAAGCCGCUGGCGUCAACGGGCGGGGGAGGAAAAAGAAGUCCCCUGAGAUUCGCACUCGGGUGGACGAUGCGGAAGAGUGAGAUCCGAGGUCUGAGAGCAAGACUGAACGAGGGCAAGGCAAGUUUGAAUCUGACAUUGUCGGCAUUGAACGGCCUGCUGGAAGGCAAAGGGCAAGACGACAUCAGGGCGGAUAUCAAGGACGCCUACGUCAAGAUCAUGAAUGAAUUUCGAAAUUUCGAAGCUGGGAAAAGGGUCAAACGGCGUAUCGAAGACGAUGUCGCAAGCGCUUCAACGGAGCGCGGCCGACGAGCGUCACUGUCUGAGGUCACCGACCCCGAAUUCUCCAUGAGGCGCUUUCUCCAGCCAGCAACGGAUGACAGGCUCGUGGCAGGUGGUAUCAAUGCCACAAUGAGCGAGAGCCAUGAUACGGCAAAUACGGCAGCGCUCUUGAGUCCUUGGGCCAGUGAUCCCAACGCCAUACUCGAGGCAGGCUACACGGUUCUGCAUUAUUGCGCUAUCGCCGACGACUCAGAAACUGCAAACCUGCUGAUUGAACACGGAGCCGACAUCAACGCUAAGGACUACGAGCUGCGAAGUCCUCUUCGCCUGGCCUUAGCUUCAGAAGCUUUGAGCGUGGCCCGUCUCUUGUCUGAAAAGGGAUGCGUUAUCGGAGACUCAUCCACGGCACUGCUACGACUUACAGGACGUUCUGAAGAGGUCCCUGGCGCCAUUUCUGAGGUUGACAAAUUUUCGAUAAAGAUACUUCUCGACGAGGGGUUCAGCAUCAGCAAGCCUGAUCAUCGAGACGCGAUAGCCGACCUGCGAUGCGCAUCCUUGUAG